Colias croceus (clouded yellow) is the source of this 1672-nucleotide messenger RNA. RefSeq names its product serum response factor-binding protein 1-like (gene Rlb1). The transcript is spliced from 3 exons. The record is from RefSeq and is a predicted model, not a curated record. NCBI's taxonomy places the organism in Eukaryota, Metazoa, Arthropoda, Insecta, Lepidoptera, Pieridae. Gene Ontology annotation, cellular component: 90S preribosome; nucleus. Gene Ontology annotation, biological process: maturation of SSU-rRNA. The coding region runs from base 222 to 1649 and encodes 475 amino acids.
UCAGAAAACCUAACCUUAAAAAGUAAACAAGUUCGAGCGAAUUAUUGAUAAGAAUUAUUUUAUUGAGAUUUCCUCUUUUAUGCAUUGUUAUUAACUUUUAAAUUUAAUGUGGCAUGCUGUUCAUUCUUACCAAAUGUUUAUCUAGUGUGAGAAACACAAAGAACAAACACAACAAAUAACAUAACCUAUCAUUCAACUCAUACUCAUAUUUUGCGUGUACUAUGGAAGUCGGAGCUGUAAAACAAGCUUUUAAUAACGAGGUUAUCCAUUUGAAAAAGAGUUUAAAUCAAGCUAAAAUCCAUACUAUACAUAAACUAACUAGGAAGGCAAAGACUUUCAACGAGAAAAAGGCUCCAGAUAAAGUAAAGGAAAAGUUAAAACGGAAAGCAGAGUCAGCUGUGAAUGAAGUCUUAAUUAUCAAGAAAAUCAAGCCUCGAGAUGUUGCAAGAUUCAUAGUCACACAUAAAGGUAAUCUAAUUGAUUUUAUAAAUAAACCUGAAGUGGACCAGAACAAGGCAUGUGCGAGGCUACUGCUUCAUAAAGCGUUGCAACAGAAAUAUACAAGUAUAAAAGAUAGAUUCGGCAACAUAUCUAUUAAUGAUUUGCUUAUGUCAAGGCAUGAACGCAGAAAGCUCAAGAAGGAAUUGAGAGACAAACAGAAAGAAAAGCGAAAAGGUAAAGGCAAAACAGGUGAUAAAGUGCAAAAUGAAAAAGGCAUUGAAAUGGUUGAGAAAGAGAAUGGUAAUGAUGAUGAAGAUAAUAUGAGUGUAUCACAUGAUGAAAACGACUCUAGUGAUAUGUCAGAUGAUUCAGAUAAUGAAGAAAUUGAAGAAAAUGUUGCUAGUAAUACAAAAGAAUCUGAAAAUGAAGAUACAGGGAAAGAAGAAAAUGAAAAUGUUUCUAGUAAAAUGAAAGAAUCGGACAAUGAAGAUGAUGAAAUGAUAGGAAAUUCAGACGAAAAUGUUGGUAAUGAUGUAGAUAGUGACCAUAAUGAUGAAACUGUUCAAAAUGAUGAUGAUAAUGUAGUAGGGAAGUUUGUUAGAGCUACUCCAAUUAAGGAAAGCAGUGAAACAAAACCUGUAGUCAAAGUAAAUAAGCCUAUUGUUAAAAAGGAUAUUAAAAAGUCAGAUAAAAAGAAAGAGAAUAAAAACAAAAAUAUAAAUGAGAAGAUAUUAAAACGGAACUUUAAUAAAAAAGAAGAUGAAGCUAUAAAAGCAGUUAAAGUUGUUGAUCCUUUUUUUAAAACAUCAAGUGGUGAUAAUUACAUGUCCCUAGCUGAACCUAGGGCUCCAGAUGAAGUCAAAGAAGUACAUAAGCAAGGAAAUAGGCAAUAUAGAAGAGCUGUUAUGUUUGGACAUGUACCUAAAAGUAAACCUAGAAAUUAUCAACAAGAUAAUAGAGAUAAUAAAUUCAAAAAUUCAUACAACAAAAAUGCUAAUUCAUAUGAUAAAAAUGAUGAUAAAUUCAAUAAGAAUAAUAAUUUCAAGUCAUACAAUAAUAAUGAUAGGAAAAGCAAGUUUAAUGAUCAUCAAUCAAAAGAUAAAUUUGAUGAAAAACCAGAAAAGUUACAUCCCUCAUGGGAAGCAAAGAAGAAACUGUCAUCUGUGUUACCAUUUCAAGGUAAAAAAAUUGUUUUUGAUGAUAGUUAAAGGAUUAAAAAUAUUUUUCAAUA